ACGUGACUCGGUCGUUCUGUACUGUAGCCUCGGUUUGUUUCUUUGAAAGAGGAAACGCACCGCGUUCAUUUCUCACUGGCAUCUCUGAGAGGACAGAGCUCAAACAUAUUUUGUUUAUUUGCACUGCAGUUCACUAACAAACCUAGGCAUCCGUUCAUUUUUUUCUCAAACCUUACAAUUUCGCUAUUUUAGCACUAUUUCGAACAACAGCCAUUAGGUACACCAACCAACCUUGCCUCGAAGACUACACCUGUCCCAGCAUCAUCUGAGUGGGAUUCCACACAACUGCUUAAAAUGACCGAUUGUUUUGCUGGAUAAGACCCUUAUUCCUCAUCUGGGAUCGUGUAGAGCUCUUUGAAGUUGCAUUGAAACUGAAAUUUGGACCUUCAACCCAUUGACCCCUGUUGAAGUCCACUGUAUGGAGAAAAAUCCUGGAAUGUUUUCCUCAAAAACCUUAAUUUCUUUUCGACUGAAGAAAGAAAGACAUGAACAUCUUGGAUGACAUGGAGAGUGGACAAAACCUUCUCCAGGUCAAGACAUAUUUGGAAACAAGAUGGCCGAAUCCCACGAAUAUCUGACCCGUUAGAACAUCCUGGUCUGGUCAAGUCCUUUCCGCCUUCACCUGCUCAGACUCUUCUAAAGACAUCAGAUAUAUUUGCAAUGAUAGAGCGAAUGCAGAGCAGUAGAAUGGAUGAGCAGAGGUGCUCUCUUCCACCUCCUCUCAAAACAGAGGAAGACUACAUUCCAUAUCCCAGCGUCCAUGAGGUAUUGGGGCGUACUGGUUCUUUACCACUGAUUCUGCUGCCCCAGUUUGGGGGUUAUUGGAUUGAAGGGACUAAUCAUGAUUUAGGCUCCUCCUCCACACCAGAGGAACCGCCUCCUUGUCCUGCAUCACAGGUUAAACUGGAGACCAACAGCAUCGCCAAGAUCUACAGGAAACACUUCCUGGGCAAGGAGCACUUUAAUUAUUACUCCGUGGACAGCGCUCUCGGACACCUGGUCUUCUCUGUGAAGUAUGAUGUGAUUGGAGACCAGGAGCAUCUUCGACUGUUGUUUAGGUCAAAGUUUAAAACCCACCAUGAUGUGAUACCAAUUUCUUGUCUGACUGAGUUCCCUAAUGUUGUCCAGAUGGCAAAGCUUGUCUGCGAAGAGGUGAAUGUGGACAGAUUUUAUCCUGUCUUAUACCCAAAGGCAUCCAGACUCAUUGUGACCUUUGAUGAGCAUGUCAUCAGUAACAACUUCAAGUUUGGAGUCAUCUACCAGAAAUUUGCCCAGACAACAGAAGAGGAACUAUUUGGAAACAAUGAGGAAAGUCCAGCUUUUGUUGAGUUUCUGGAGUUCUUGGGAGAGAAGAUUGAACUUCAUGAUUUUAAAGGUUUUCGUGGUGGCCUGGAUGUGGCACAUGGCCAGACAGGAACCGAGUCAGUCUACCACAACUUCCACAAUAAAGAGAUAAUGUUCCACGUGUCCACAAAACUGCCAUACACUGAAGGAGAUUCCCAGCAGCUCCAGAGAAAGAGGCAUAUAGGAAAUGACAUUGUGGCUAUUGUGUUCCAAGAAGAAAACACACCAUUUGUACCCGAUAUGAUUGCAUCAAACUUCCUUCACGCUUACGUAGUGGUGCAAGUGGAGAACGCCUGCACUGAUAACGUCCUCUAUAAGGUAUCUGUGACGGCAAGAGAUGAUGUGCCUUUCUUUGGUCCUGCCCUCCCAGACCCAGCUGUCUUCAAAAAGAGUCCAGAGUUUCAUGAGUUCCUCUUGACCAAACUGAUCAAUGCUGAAUAUUCCUGCUAUAAAGCAGAGAAGUUUGCCAAGCUGGAGGAGAGGACACGUUCUGCUCUGCUGGAGACUUUAUAUGAGGAGCUGCAUGUGAACAGCCAGUCCAUGAUGGGACUGGGAGGAGAUGACGACAAACUGGAGAAUGGAGGAGGUGGAGGUGGAGGCUUCUUUGAGUCUUUCAAGCGAGUUAUCCGCAAUAGAAGUCAAUCUAUGGAUGCUAUGGGCCUCAGUAACAAGAAACCGCACACUGUCUCCACAAGCCACAGUGGAAGUUUUACACACAACCCACCAGAAACUCCCAAAACUCCUGGAAUUUCCCUGAUUAUUCCUGGAAAAAGCCCAACCCGUAAGAAAUCUGGUCCGUUCAGUUCCAGGAGAAGCAGCGCCAUUGGGAUUGAGAACAUACAAGAGGUUCAGGAGAGAAGCAGUCGAGAGGUGUCCCCUAGUCCACAGAGGGCAUCUGAUGGUGGACACACCUUUCAAGACCUCAGAUUUGACAACUCGUCCAAUCAGAGCUCACCUGAGAUGCAGAUCAGCAAGAUUGGUUCUGCCCUGUGCUGUCGAGCUCCUUCUAUCCCAGAGUCUCAGGACCUUUCUCGCUCCUCAUCCAAUGCCAGCAGCUUCACCAGUGUGGUGGAGGAGAACGAGCAGGAACAUGAAGCGACAGAGGAGUACGACACGGGACUGGAUAGUCUGUCUUCAGCUGGUACGCCUCACAAACGAGAUUCAUUUUCAUACAGCGCUGUGUGGUUGGAAGACGGCUCUGGUAGUGCUAGUCAGAGCAGUUCACACGGUCCCAUUCGACAGCAGUCUGAACCUCUACGUCCAAAAACAGAGAGACAACACUCGAACUGCUAGCUGUCCUGUAGGCUGUAGAUGACUUCAUGGAUGUCCAUCAACAGCAUUUUCAUAAGCAGCCCUUCGCAGCGGACACUCAAUGUGCUCACAAGUUCCUCUAGAGACACGGAUGUGAAGGGGAGUGAAGCACUAGUUACAGCCCCGCGGCGUACAGUCGGGCAAGUGUGCAUCAGAAUAUCAGCGCGCUCUUGUGAGGACACCACCCCUUUAUCUUCUGUCAUGUGGCUGUUGGUCUGUAGGCAAAAUGGCAAACCUGCCUAGCAUGUGUUGAAGGCUGGUACACAUCUAGAGGAACAGAGAAGAGCUGCUAGCUGGGAAAUCAAUCACGCAUGAUUAUUAUGGCCUUAUCAUAGGCUUCUUUCUUUCUUUUUCUUUCUUUCUUUCUUUCUUUCUUUCUUUCUUUCUUUCUUUCUUUCUUUCUUUCUUUCUUUCUUUCUUUCACAGUGGCCCUCAUUGUGUGGGUUUGUUUUUUAUUUGUCAUAUUUAUUUAUUUAUUGAGGCUCACUGUGGUGUGUAGAUCUUUCAGUAACAUGGGGUGGUAAGCUAUCACAAGCUUCCGGCAUCUUUCAGAAUAACAAAGAAGGUUCAACCUAAACCCAUCAUGCUUAAAAUACACGCGAACCCGCAAAGCACUGUAAUACACAUCUACAUGUAUGUGUGGUUCUGUUUGGUUGCGUUUUGUGUCAGUAAUGAGUAAUGAUGUUGAAAAUGAAUAUAGGUAAAUGUUAAAUGUUGUUCUUUGGUUAGGUGUUUCUUCUGGUGUUAGGCACCCAAGUCAUUUCAGAUCCUGUCCAAUAAAUAAAGCGUAGGCAUUAUAAUUUAUGACAAAGCAAAUAGAUCAGGUGUGAGAUGCUGUAUACGUUUUUAAAAUAUUAUUUAUUAAGAUUAUGCUGUUUUACUGAUCAACAUAUUUUGUAUGGCCACAGCUUCUUGUGGUAAAACUGACUUGUGUGUAAACUGUACACUAAUGUAGUAGCUUCAUGUUUGUAGUUUCAUGUUUUAAAGCCUGCUGUGCAGAUUGAAGGGUCAGUAACUCUCUAGUCAGAUAGCAUGAAGCCUUUUUAGAUUAUAUGGCAAGUGAGCAAUAUGAAUGUAAAACUGAUGAAGCAUAUAUGAUAGUGGGUAUGGACACUAUAAACACUACGGUCAGAAUACACUCAAUGGAUGCUUGAUGUUCAAUAGAAAAUGGUGGAAAUGGUGUUUUCAAAUACAUAUUUUUUGAGAAAAAACCCUUCCCAUUUCAGAGCAUAAAAUCAAUGUUUCAGUUUUUACACUUAGUACUAUGUUGUUAAUGCUAUCCGUUAGCAUUCCCAUUCAUCUCACUGGCUUAUGGGAUAGAGUUUUUUUUUUUUUUUUUUUUUUUGAGCCAAUCACAUGAGCUGUAAAUGUGAUGAAUUAUUCUAAGCAACUAUCCCAAGCUGUGACAUUUAAAAAAAAAACAUCAGUCACUGGCAAAAUAUCUACUCUAAUAAAAUGAAAUAUUUGCAAUUAAUGUUGUUUGCAAAAAAAAAAAAAAAAAAGUAGUCCAAAUACACAGGUACUUUUACAGUUACUUAAAAUGCCAUGGUAUUUACUGUAUAUGAUACUCAUUUCAAAGAAUACCAUGGUAUUACCAUCAUAGUAGAAACAUUACAUUGGACAUUACCAAGGUUACAUGUCCAAAAACAUGAAAAUACCAUAGUAUGUUUUGUUCGACUAAUAUCCCGAUUCACAGAAUUUUUUGAGGGAUUUUUGCUUAUAAAUAGUGCUGUUUAGGCACUUUCAGGGGUGAUACUUAUAAAACUGUACAAGGAGAAGGGGAAAAAUAUUUUUGGGUGGCUAAAUCCAUACUUAAAGCUGUGUUAGAGCCCUAAAUCUUUGCUGAUUGGUCAAACUGUACAUAGUGUGUUUGCACAUGCUCGAGACAUGAAGCACAAACUCAUUCCAAACAAACACCGACUGCUUUCUGCAAGUGAUUGUGUUCUCUUUUACAAGUGCUUAUUAUGCUACUUUUAUGAAAUGUUUUACUGUAAAUAAGACAUUUUUUCCUUUUUGUAAUAAAACAAGAGAAAUCAUGUUUAAUAAAGAUCAAAGGGUUCA
This is a messenger RNA of Ctenopharyngodon idella (grass carp), 4716 nucleotides long. It is a transcript of the gene rap1gapb, whose product is annotated as RAP1 GTPase activating protein b. Lineage: Eukaryota; Metazoa; Chordata; Actinopteri; Cypriniformes; Xenocyprididae. The record is from RefSeq and is a predicted model, not a curated record. Gene Ontology annotation, biological process: regulation of small GTPase mediated signal transduction; activation of GTPase activity. The transcript has 26 exons. Gene Ontology annotation, molecular function: GTPase activator activity. Bases 499 to 2637 code for a protein of 712 amino acids. Gene Ontology annotation, cellular component: cytoplasm.